UUUAAAUUGCUUAUAGUUCUAUUAUCUGCCGUCUGGAUUAAAAAAGCGCUACUAUCUCUUGUAGAUGAAACUACGUAAAAAUGGGACGUAUGCACGCACCAGGAAAGGGUAUAUCCCAAUCAGCAUUACCUUAUAGACGCAGUGUACCUACAUGGUUAAAACUUACACCGGAGGAUUGUAAAGAGUUAAUUUAUAAGCUUGCCAAAAAGGGACAUACUCCAUCUCAAAUUGGUGUUAUUCUUCGAGAUUCUCAUGGAGUUGCUCAAGUACGUUUUCGUACUGGAAAUAAGAUUCUCAGAAUUGUCAAAAGUAUGGGUCUUGCUCCAGAUUUGCCAGAAGAUCUUUAUUAUCUUAUAAAAAAGGCAGUUGCUAUUAGAAAACAUUUAGAAAGAAAUCGUAAAGACAAGGAUAGCAAGUUUAGAUUGAUACUUGUGGAAUCUAGAAUUCAUCGACUUGCUCGAUAUUACAAAUCAAAGGGAACUCUUCCUGCAAAUUGGAAAUAUGAGAGUUCUACUGCUAGUGCUCUUGUUGCUUAAUUAUUUUCAUGUAUGUAUUUCUUAACAAAAUAAAAAUUUAAAUAUAAAUUA
This is a messenger RNA of Apis dorsata (giant honeybee), 587 nucleotides long. It is a transcript of the gene RpS13, whose product is annotated as 40S ribosomal protein S13. Gene Ontology annotation, molecular function: small ribosomal subunit rRNA binding; structural constituent of ribosome. NCBI's taxonomy places the organism in Eukaryota, Metazoa, Arthropoda, Insecta, Hymenoptera, Apidae. Gene Ontology annotation, cellular component: cytosolic small ribosomal subunit; ribosome; nucleolus. The transcript has 3 exons. The record is from RefSeq and is a predicted model, not a curated record. Bases 81 to 536 code for a protein of 151 amino acids. Gene Ontology annotation, biological process: translation.